Messenger RNA from Dictyostelium purpureum, 2568 nucleotides. RefSeq lists its product as uncharacterized. The record is from RefSeq and is a predicted model, not a curated record. The transcript has 7 exons. Gene Ontology annotation, molecular function: DNA binding. Gene Ontology annotation, cellular component: transcription repressor complex; nucleoplasm. Gene Ontology annotation, biological process: regulation of transcription by RNA polymerase II; DNA-templated transcription; regulation of cell cycle. Lineage: Eukaryota; Evosea; Eumycetozoa; Dictyosteliales; Dictyosteliaceae. The coding region runs from base 1 to 2538 and encodes 845 amino acids.
AUGAAGGGUUCACCUUUAAGGGGAAGAUCAACUCCUAGAAAAAAGUUGAAUCAGCAACAGCAACAGCAACAAGAUGAUAAUGGAAACAAUGAUGAAGAAGAUACAUAUAACCAUCCAAAUUUAGGGCCUCCUUGGGAUUUAAAAGAAAUUACAGAUUUUUUUCACAUUGCAAAAAAAGGUGAGGUAGAUUGGAAAACAGCUUUAAAAAAAUUCCCAAAUAGAACAGAGGAGAUGUUAAAACAAAUAUACAAUAUUAGCAAACCAAUUUCAAGUUACAGUGCACCUGAAUUUUUAUUAUUUUUCAUUCAAGGUGUUUAUAAACAGAGAGUGUUUUCACAAAUCGAACAGCCACAACCACUACAGCAAUCUCUACAAUCACAACCAACUACCAAACUACCACCACAUCAUUCUCAAUUACAACAAUUACAACUAUUAAAACAACAAAAAGAAGCAUUAAGAGAACAAAAAGAAGCAUUAAGAGAACAACAGCAACAAUCACCAACAAAAACAUCUUCAAGAGGCAGAACUAUUUAUGACAAUAAUACAUUUAAUAUAAGUAAUAAUAAUAGUAAUAAUAGUAACAAUACAAACAAUACAAACAAUAAUAGCAAUAAUAAUAGCUCUUAUUCAAUUGAUAAUUUAGGUCAAAAUAAUAAUUUUAGACCCAAAGCAAGAAGACUUUUCCCACCAUCAGAAACAACCACAACCACAACAACAGCAACAAUAACAACACCACAGUUUGAUUCCCCAAGUAAAAGAAAAAUAAAUAGUAAAGAAUCUUCACCAGUAAGGGAUGGAUCACCAUCAUUACCAGCAAAAUUAAGAAAUAAAAUUAAAAACCAAAAACAUAUGUUAGAAAACUUCCAAAUGUCACCAAAUAGUGUAUUGAAUAAUAAUAACAGAAUAGAUCAACCAGAGGAUGAGGACAAUGAUGACCACAAACAUCUAUUAGAAUUUCAAAGAUCCUCUUCGAAUACACCACAGCGUCCAUUUACAUCACAGCAACAACAUUUUCAACAUAGUAUAUUACAGUCACCAGUAUCAGAUAAUUUUCAAAUCGAAGAUAAUAAUGCACUAAUUCCAUCAAAAGAAAAUCAAAAUAUUAUUCAAAAACGCCUUGUAAAUUUUUUAUCAAAACAAAAACAACCAAACCCCAAAUCAAUAAUAUCAUUAAGUAAUAAUAUCAGCAGUAAUAAUGAUCAAUUAAAACUAUCAAAGCCAGGUCGUUGGGCAACUUAUGAAUGGUUUUAUAGCGAUUUGGAUACACCAUUUUUUUUUUUUAAUGAGUUUCAACUAUUUAUUCAUCAAUUACAACUUCCAAAGAAACUUACCAGAAUGGAAUGGAAUGCAAUUAGAUCAAGAAUGAGAAAACCAAGAAGACUUUCACAACAGUUUUAUUAUGAUGCUAGAAAUAAAUUAGAUAGGACUAGGGAGGCUGUUAGACAAUCAAUGAUGAGUAAUGAAAGUUUAAAAUUUUUACAAAUUGAACCAAACUCAAAAGUUUUAUAUAUAUAUGAUGAUGCGUUGGAAAAUGGAAAAGUUGUAUCAUAUAAUAGAAUUUCAAAAACAUAUUCGAUAAUUUCAGAUAAAACAAAUAAAGUUGUUGAAAUACCUGAUGAAGAAGUCAUGUCGGCUGAUAAAGAUGUCAGAUAUUGUAUUGAACAAAGUCAUUUGCAAUCAAAAGAAAAGAAUCAACCAAACGAAAAUAAUAAUAAUAACCAUAAUAAUAGUAUCAAUAAUAAUAUUAUCAAUAAUAAUAUCAUCAAUAAUAAUAUCAAUAAUAUUAAUAAUAAUAUUAAUGGAAAUAACAUUUCUAGUCCAUAUAAAGGUACACCAUAUAAAAGGAAAUUUGAAGAGUUUAAUAAAUUUAGUUCACCAACCAAAAAUAUUAAUAAUAACAUAAAUAAUAACAAUAGUAUAAAUACAGUAUUAACACAUCCCGAUCAAGUUGUAACAUUGGUUGUUGGUUUAACAGAGGUUUUAGAAAGAAAACAAAAUCUUUUAUCAAAAAUUCAUGAAAUGAACGAAGAAGCAAAAUCGAUGGUACUUAGUGGUUAUCCUUUAGAUUUCCAAAAGAAAUAUUCCGAGUUAUUAAUUAGUAUAGAAUAUCAUAACAGUGUUUUACAAACAUUAUUAGAAAUUUUUAGGAGAAAUAACUAUACAAGAAGAAUUAGUAAAGUUGAUGAAUAUCAAACAAAUGAUAAGAAAACAUUAUUACCAGAAUUAAUAGAACUAUAUAAAACCAAAUCAGAAGAAUUUAUAAAUGAUGUUGAUAAAGAGCAUCAGCAUAAAGAACAACAUAAGGAGUUAAAGGAUGAAAGAUUAAAAAAACUGGUAACCUCGAUGAUAUCAUUUAUAUUUCAUAUCAAAAAUCAAAGUGUAAAUAUCGAAUUCUCAAAAGAAGAUAUAGAUUUUAUUUUUGGGUCGUGUUUGGAUCAAAUUAAACCAAAAUCUUCCGAAAAUUUAGAACUAUUUAAAGAAAUUGAAAGCAAAGUAGAACAAAUUAAAAAUAAUAUGAUACAUUGUAAAUCUGAAUAAAAAAUAAAUAAAAUAAAAAAUUUUCUAAAC